Molecule: messenger RNA, 1615 nt
Organism: Heterobasidion irregulare TC 32-1
Lineage: Eukaryota; Fungi; Basidiomycota; Agaricomycetes; Russulales; Bondarzewiaceae
Product: mitogen-activated protein kinase-like protein
Exons: 8
Coding region: 30-1166 (378 amino acids)
Biological process (GO): protein phosphorylation; intracellular signal transduction
Cellular component (GO): nucleus; cytoplasm
Molecular function (GO): ATP binding; MAP kinase activity
Source: RefSeq, a predicted model, not a curated record
ACCACAUCCCUCGCUCCCCAUACACCAUCAUGGCUGACGCUGCGAAAAAGUCAAAACAUGGUCACGCUGCCUCUCAGGCUCAGCCUGCACCACGAAAGGUUCGGUUCAACGUAGGCACACAAUAUCAGGUUCUGGACGUCGUUGGAGAGGGCGCCUAUGGUAUCGUGUGUUCAGCUGUGCAUCGACCAAGUGGUCGCAAAGUCGCUAUCAAGAAGAUCAUGCCUUUCGACCACUCCAUGUUCUGCCUUCGGACGCUCCGUGAGCUCAAGCUGCUGAAAUUCCUCAGUGAGGCUGGUGUCAGCGAAAAUAUUAUUUCUAUCUUGGAUAUCAUUAAGCCUCCCUCUAUAGACGCAUUCAAAGAAGUUUAUCUGAUCCAAGAACUGAUGGAAACGGACAUGCAUCGUGUCAUACGAACGCAGGAUCUAUCCGAUGACCAUGCACAAUACUUUGUGUAUCAAACUCUUCGUGCCUUGAAAGCAUUACAUUCCGCGGAUGUCAUCCAUCGUGAUCUCAAGCCAUCCAACUUGCUCUUGAACGCCAACUGCGAUCUCAAGGUCUGUGACUUUGGUUUAGCCCGCUCGGUCAAGACUGCAGAGCCAUCGGGCACCGAGACGGGAUUCAUGACUGAGUAUGUAGCCACACGGUGGUACCGUGCGCCAGAAAUCAUGCUUACCUUCAAACAAUACACCAAGGCCAUCGAUGUUUGGUCUGUAGGCUGCAUCCUCGCAGAAAUGCUAUCAGGCAAACCGCUCUUCCCCGGACGAGACUAUCAUCACCAGCUCACCCUCAUCCUCGACGUACUCGGCACGCCUACCCUUGACGAGUUCUACGCGAUCACGACGCGCCGCUCGCGGGACUAUAUCCGUGCCCUGCCGUUCCGGAAGAAGAAGCCCUUUACACAGCUCUUCCCCAACGCGAAUCCGAACGCGAUCGAUUUCCUCACUAAGACCCUGACAUUCGAUCCAAAGAAGCGGAUCACAGUAGAACAGGCGCUUGCACAUCCCUACCUCGAGGCAUACCAUGAUCCUGACGACGAGCCCGUUGCCCCACCUCUCGAUCCAGAAUUCUUCGAGUUCGAUCUCCACAAGGACGACAUCAGUCGCGAACAGUUGAAGGAGCUUCUUUAUGAAGAGAUCAUGAGCUUCAACCCUGUAAACAUGACAUAACUUUCUCGCUCCCCGCGGUUCGUCAAUACAAGAUUGCGAUGCUACCAGGAUCUGAGCCUCUGGCCGCACUUCAACUUGUUUUCUUUCUCUCGUUACGACCCUCCCUCGGACCAAACAAUCACAUUUCAUUCUGUUCAUACAUACACAUGUACGGUAAAAUAUCAAAGAUCAAUCUUUUCGCCCCUUCUCAUCUUUAUUUUCUGUGCCGUUCUAACGCCUUUCCGUCUGGAUGUCUUGGGGAUCCCAGCUGCUCUCUCGUCUGUCUGCAUUUGACCUUCUCGUCGUUGUCGCUAUCCAUCUUCUCGAUGUUAUAUAUUUGUUUGAGACCUCUCUCUGUGUCUUCCUUCCAGCGGUUGAUCCAAUGGAGAAAGAAGGAAUGUAAUUUUAGUGUCAUACCUCGCGUUUGUAGAUGGCGAAGGUUGGAAAUCCAUUUUGUUGACAUAAUCGUU